UAACUUUCCUAGAUUCUAAUUUUUAUUUUGUAAAGAAUUAAUAUUUUUAUUUUAUUUUACAGCUAAAUUAUUUGUUUACUUUUUCUAUUCAUUGCAAGUAGUAGUAUUCAGUGUUAACACAAACUUAUAGUACAUUUAAUUUACAAUACUGAAUUGAUUAUUACCAUCAAACAAAAUGGGUGAACGUAAAGGACAAAAUAAAUACUACCCACCAGAUUAUAACCCUGCUGUAGGAGGAUUGAAUAAAUUUAAAGGAACUCAUGCUUUAAGAGAACGUGCUCGAAAACUCCAUAUGGGUAUUUUAAUUAUUCGUUUUGAAAUGCCAUACAACAUAUGGUGUGAUGGAUGCAAUAAUCACAUUGGAAUGGGUGUUCGAUAUAAUGCUGAAAAAAAGAAAAUCGGGAUGUAUUAUUCAACGCCAGUUUAUCAAUUCCGAAUGAAAUGUCAUCUUUGUAAUAACCAUUUUGAAAUUAAAACUGAUCCUGGGAAUUUAGAUUAUGUGAUUGUAAGUGGUGCUCGCCGACAAGAAAAUCGAUGGGAUCCCUUUGAGAAUGAACAAAUUGUUCCAGAGGACAAAGAUACGAGUAAACGAUUGUUUGAUGAUGCUAUGUUUAAACUUGAACAUGGUACUGAAGAUAUAGAUAAGGCCAAAAAAGCAGCUCCAAUAUUGGUUAAACUUCAUGAUGCGCAAGAUGCUAAAUGGAAUGAUGAUUUUGCUGCGAAUUCAUUACUAAGACAACAGUUAAGAACACAAAAACAGAAAAUAGCUGUGAAAGAAAAACAUGACAAUGAAUUAAAAGAAAGACUAUCAUUAAGUAUUCCAUUAGUAGAUGAAGUUGAAGAAGACAUAAAAAUUGCUAAACUGUUAAGUUAUCAAACUUCUGAUAGUACAAAAACCAGACGAAAAAAGUUUAUUCAUGGACUUCGCAAAACUCCUAAACUAAACCCUAAUAGUAAACCAAAAAAGUUUCUUAAUGUGGGUAUCAUUCAAUCAACUAUUACAGCGAAAAAAGAAACAUUACCAGUUGCUAGUACUAAUAAUAGUUCUAUAUCAUCACUUGUAUCUGCAGAUUAUGGAUCAUCAUCAUCAUCAGAUUAAUAUUAUAUAAAAAAAUUAUACGCCAUUAUUAUUUAAAUAUUUUAUUUUAAUAAAUAAAAAACUAUAACAA
Messenger RNA from Aphis gossypii (cotton aphid), 1169 nucleotides. Its product is annotated as coiled-coil domain-containing protein 130 homolog. Lineage: Eukaryota; Metazoa; Arthropoda; Insecta; Hemiptera; Aphididae. Gene Ontology annotation, cellular component: post-mRNA release spliceosomal complex; U2-type spliceosomal complex. The transcript has 6 exons. The record is from RefSeq and is a predicted model, not a curated record. Gene Ontology annotation, biological process: mRNA splicing, via spliceosome. The coding region runs from base 176 to 1099 and encodes 307 amino acids.